Micromonas commoda is the source of this 2037-nucleotide messenger RNA. RefSeq lists its product with no specific name. Gene Ontology annotation, molecular function: GTP binding; GTPase activity. The record is from RefSeq and is a predicted model, not a curated record. The coding region runs from base 1 to 1872 and encodes 623 amino acids. The transcript has a single exon. Gene Ontology annotation, cellular component: ribonucleoprotein complex; cytosol. NCBI's taxonomy places the organism in Eukaryota, Viridiplantae, Chlorophyta, Mamiellophyceae, Mamiellales, Mamiellaceae.
AUGUCGGUCCGCUCCAAAGCCAUCGCCGAGCCCGAGGCGGCCGCGCAGCAGCUCGCGGAGCGCGACGACGUCCGAAACAUCGCCAUCAUCGCGCACGUCGACCACGGCAAGACCACCCUCGUCGAUGCGAUGCUCGCGCAGUCCAAGGUCUUCCGCGAGAACGAGAAGGUCGAGACCCGCGUCAUGGACAGCAACGAUCUCGAGCGCGAGCGCGGCAUCACCAUCCUCUCCAAGAACACCGCGGUGACCUACAAGGACACCAAGAUCAACAUCAUCGACACCCCGGGGCACGCCGACUUCGGAGGCGAGGUUGAGCGCGUGCUCAACAUGGUCGACGGCGUCCUCCUCCUCGUCGACGCCAUCGAGGGCCCGAUGCCCCAGACCCGGUUCGUGCUGAAGAAGGCUCUGGCGUUGAACAAGAAGGUGGUGGUCGUCGUCAACAAGAUCGACCGCGAGGGAGCGCGCCCGGACUGGGUCGUCGACACCACGUUCGACCUCUUCUGCUCCCUCGGCGCCACCGACGAGCAGUGCGAGUUCCCCGUCAUCUACGCCUCCGGUUUCCAGGGCAUCGCCGGCGCCGAACCCGACGAGAUGGCGGAAAACCUCGAGCCCCUCUUCGACAUGGUCAUCAACGAGGUGCCCAAGCCCGUCGUCGACCAGAACGCCCCGCUGCAGAUGCUCGUCACCAACCUCGACUACGACGAGUUCAAGGGCCGCAUCGCGCUCGGCCGCGUCAACGCGGGCACCAUCAAGACGGCGCAGCAGAUCAAGAUUGGCGUUCCCGGUGAGCCCGCGCGAAGCGGCAAGGUGAACGAGGUGUUCAUCUACAACAACUUCAAACGCACCGACGUGGAAGCCGUGGGCGCCGGCGACAUCUGCGCCAUCGCGGGGCUUCCCGACGUCGGCAUCGGCGAGACCAUCAUGGCCGACGGCGCGGAGCCCCUCCCCACGAUCGAGGUUGAGGAGCCCACCGUCCGAAUGACCUUCAACGUCAACACCUCCCCCUUUGCAGGCCGGGAGGGUAAGUUUGUCACCUCCCGCAACCUCAAGGAGAGGCUCGACCGCGAGCUCGAGCGCAACCUCGCGCUCCGCGUCGAGCCCGGAGACACCGCGGACACCUUCGUCGUGUGCGGCCGCGGCGCCCUGCACAUCACCAUCCUCAUCGAGAACAUGCGCCGCGAGGGGUACGAGUUUUGCAUCGGUCCCCCGCAGGUCAUCACCAAGACGGACCCGGACAGCGGCAAGACCCUCGAGCCCUUCGAGGAGGCCGUCGUGGAGGUGGGCGAGGAGUACAACGGCGCCGUCGUCGAGCUCCUCUCCAACAGGAAGGGCGAGAUGCUCGACUUGGUGACCAACGACAAGGGAAUCACGCAGAUCAAGUACAAGGUGCCCACCCGAGGGCUCCUCGGCGUCCGCAACGCGAUUCUCACCGCCACCCGCGGCACCGCGGUGCUCAACACCAUCUUCGACGGCUACUACCCUUACGCGGGCGACAUCACCAUGCGCGAGAACGGUUCGCUCGUCGCGUUCGAGACUGGGCAGGUGACCUCCUACGCCCUCUUCUCCGCUCAGGAGCGCGGCGUCAUGUUCGUCAAGCCCGGCGUGGAUGUUUACGAGGGCCAGGUUGUGGGAAUCCACCAGCGCCAGGGUGACCUCAAGGUCAACGUCGCGAAGCGCAAGGCGGCGACGAACGUGCGAUCGAACAAGGACGCGACGGUCGUUCUGAACGAGCCCAAGCAGCUCUCCCUCGACGACUGCGUUGAGUACAUCGCCAACGACGAGCUCGUGGAGGUGACCCCGGUGAGCGUUCGCAUCCUCAAAAACGCCAAGAUGGACAAGAAGGCGCAGAAGCAGGCGGCGAUGAAGAAGUAAACUUACACGGGGUGGUUGGGUGGUUCCGCCACCGCUCACGCCGCACGCUUCGCACGCUCGCAAAUAUUACGCUUCGCUUUGCUUCAUUGGGGGGGUUCACGGUUAACUCAUUGUUUUUUGCCAUUCGCUUUGCCAUUCUUUGUAAACUGAGAUCAGAUUACAGCC